Condylura cristata (star-nosed mole) is the source of this 1542-nucleotide messenger RNA. Its product is annotated as chromosome unknown open reading frame, human C8orf74. The record is from RefSeq and is a predicted model, not a curated record. Lineage: Eukaryota; Metazoa; Chordata; Mammalia; Eulipotyphla; Talpidae. The coding region runs from base 1 to 1542 and encodes 513 amino acids. The transcript is spliced from 6 exons.
AUGGCACUCCUAACACCCCAGGGAGUGAAAAAAGUCUUCCAGUUCCAGAGACCAGAAGGGCGGGAGCACCUGCGGAGGCUGCUGAACUGGGAGGAGUUUGACGAGCUGAGGGAUGCGCGCAGAAGCAUCCUGCUGGACACCUUGUAUGAGAGCAUCGUCUUUGCCGUAGGCAAGGGCUUCCCGUGGACCGGGGUGGCCCAGGUGGUCAAGUUCACCGAAGAGCUGCUCAAGGAAACCAAAGGGCGGCGCUCCCCUGCCAGUCCUGCCGAGGCGCCUUGCACCUUGCGCCCCACCGGUCUCCACCUCCUGCGCGCCUCACCGCCGUCCCUGGACGCUCCGCCGUCUCCGAGUCUUGCCCUUCCGCCGCUUGGCCCCGGCGCCGCGGCCUUCUCGGACACAAGGCCGAGCCACUGCGCCUUGGCUUCCAGCCGCUGGCGACUCAGCACCCCCCGUGGGGCGCCCCUCCGCACCCCGCCGGGCCGGGAGCCCUGCCCCACGGCCCCAGCUGAAGGUUUGGGCGAGGACAGGGCACUGCUCAGAGGCGGUUUUCACAACUUGUUGGGAAAUUCCGCCCCGCCCCAGCCAGCCGCGGGCGCCCCCAGGCCUGCCCUGGCACCCCUCCGAACCGCUGCCCCUGCCCGGCCACGCGGGUACCGGAGUUCAGCCCUGUCCGCUGAGCUCCGCGGUGGCUCGACGCCAGAACAAACACUGACGAGUGGGAAGAGGAAUGUCAGCCCUGAGCAGGAGCUAGAAGACCUCGUCCGGGAGGCCGUCCGCAUCCAGACCGAGAGCCUGAAGGGGCUGCUGCAGGGCGCGGUCCAGGUCACCUUCGACAUUCUGGACCUGAAGCUCCAGAAGAAGGCGCUGACCCUCAGCGCCCCGGCCCCCUUCCCCCUCCGCGUCGCGGGCCAGCCCGGCCAGGACGAGACUCUCAGGCUGAACAAAGCAGGCGGAAGAAAGCGGGGCAAGGCCAGGAGGCCGGGCAGAUGGACAGAGGUUUUGGAACUUUCCCGGGGGCGGGAUGGAGCUUUGGCAAAGCUGGGCAGCGGUGCUCGAGCCCUCCGGCAGCUGCGGCGUCGAGGUGACCGCCAGUCUGCUUUCCUGGAGCUCCUGCUCCCACGCUCAAGCCAGAAGGUGGCUGUGGCUGGACUCACACCCAAGAAUGAGCGGCCCAGCUCGCCAGGUCUCCGGCCCUCCUGGACGCUGCUCGCAGCCAAAGUGGCCCGGGGGCCUGGCUCGCUGGCCCGGCCUCCUCUCCCUCGCUCUCCAUUCCUGCUACCUGAGGUCCACGCCAAAGAAACCGUGCUGGGAGCCACCCGCUACCCUACGUCUGUGCGCAGGAGGCACCGGGCUUGGGCUGCGCCUGGCAUCGUCCCCACCCUGCGCUGCUGUGACGCUGUCGCCUCCGCCCUGCCGGCUCGCGGCCCCAACAGUGCCCCAACGGCCGCGCCACCGAGCAGGGCCCUGUGCAUGUCUCUGCUCCAAUGGCGGCCCCUGGGACAGCUUGGCCAGGGCCGAGGGGCCCUCUCCCCAGAUGGCUGA